Messenger RNA from Lampris incognitus (smalleye Pacific opah), 866 nucleotides. RefSeq names its product F-box protein 36b (gene fbxo36b). The transcript is spliced from 4 exons. The coding region runs from base 1 to 675 and encodes 224 amino acids. The record is from RefSeq and is a predicted model, not a curated record. NCBI's taxonomy places the organism in Eukaryota, Metazoa, Chordata, Actinopteri, Lampriformes, Lampridae. Gene Ontology annotation, molecular function: protein binding.
AUGGCGCUACCUUUGCCAGACGUGUUAUUUGAAAUCAGUGGGCAAGGCCUUUCCCCAGAUAAGGAUUUUUACCAUUUAGCUAUCACCAAAUCAUAUGUGACCUGGAGGUGGUGGAAGAUAUCUCUGAGGCAUGACGGCAGGAACACAAAGCCUGGAGAGCUGAAGCAGUCCCACCAGGACUACCUGGAUGACGAUCAAUUACAAAGUCAGGUCAGUAUGGUCUUUGGUAACCGGAUCAGGCAGUACACCCUGGCUUUGUGUCAAGGCCAUUAUGAUUACCUGGAGCGCCUGCCCGACCCCUUGCUGCUCCGCAUAUUAGCCCACCUAGAGCUGGAGGAUGUGAGGCAACUCGGACGGACCUCACGAAGGUUCUGGAAGCUGUGUGGGUCAGAGGCAUUUUGGCAGCAGACAGUGCGGCGCUGCUGUGACACCAUUUCACCUGAGGUCUCAGCCCUGGCCAUGGAUGUGGGCUGGCGGAGUAUCUUCUUCACCAGCAAAUUACAGGUGCAGAAGCAAAUUAGUCGCUGGAGACAGAGGGCCAAGCAGCAAGAAGAGGAAGAAGAGGAGGAAGAAGAGGGAGUGGUCUGUUGCCCUGAAGCAAAGGGAAAGGGGCUGCUUCCCCAAACAGAACCUCCAGGUGAGGAUCUGGAGACAGGGAGCAAACCAUGCUGCUGAAACUUAGACACACCAUGGCAUUAUCUUGAUUUCCUGGUCCUGGCACUAGCAAUAGCCAAUCUCCACUUUGGUGUUGUGUCUCUCCCUAGCCCUUAACUGGAACAUGUGUUUGGCUCAUAGAGUAACCCUAAACUUGUACCUGAUUAUUCUGUGAUGACCUGAAGCAUAGGAUAUGUUUCACAGUGGCUUGC